Cottoperca gobio is the source of this 1494-nucleotide messenger RNA. It is a transcript of the gene tamalin, whose product is annotated as trafficking regulator and scaffold protein tamalin. The transcript is spliced from 8 exons. The record is from RefSeq and is a predicted model, not a curated record. Gene Ontology annotation, molecular function: protein binding. Lineage: Eukaryota; Metazoa; Chordata; Actinopteri; Perciformes; Bovichtidae. Bases 129 to 1244 code for a protein of 371 amino acids.
CUUCAGCAGAAACACUCUCAACUGCUUGUAGUUUGUCGGCUCCACGUUGAGGCUCACAGCUCGCGCAGCAUCUCACGCUCGCUUGUUGUUAUUUAUCACUUCUUUCCAAACACUUGUUCCGGCUCCACAUGACGUUCAGGCGGCUGAAGAAGCGGAACUCCGGCGGGCCGGACUCUGGCGGGCCGGACUCCGGACCCGCAUCGCAAGAGAGCGACAUUUAUUUCCUCUCGUCUAAGUCGGACAGCUGCGGGACUGCGGAGCUGCAGACGAGCUGCUCCGAGGUUUACAACUACAAGACCCUGGCGUACUCCGGGGGGACGCUGCCCCGCAGCUCCAGGAAGGGCGGCGGACUGCAGAAGUGGAAACCUUUAACUCUGACACCUGAACCACAAAGAAAGGUGGUGGUGCUGGAGAAGAAGGAGGAGGAGACGUUUGGUUUUGAGAUCCAGACGUACGGCCUGCACCACCAGGACCAGAACUCGGUGGAGAUGUGCACGUUUGUGUGCAAAGUGCACGACGACAGCCCGGCGCUGGAAGCGGGACUUAAAGUUGGGGACACCAUCACAAGUGUGAACGAGGCCACCGUGGAGGGGUUUCGGCACAAGGACAUCGUGCAGCUCAUCAGGUCGUGCGGGAACACACUCAGGCUGGAGACGGUUUACAGCGACUCCAUCCGGAAAGCGGAGAUGGAAGCGCGGCUGCAGUAUCUGAAGCAAACUCUUCACGAGAAAUGGGAUGAGUAUCGGUCGCUGAUGGUGCAGGAGCAGAGGCUGGUUCAUGGCAUAGUGCUGAGUGACGCUGCAGUGUACGAGUCCCUGGAGUCCGCAGGCGUGUACGGCAGCCUGGGCACCCCCAGCCCCGCCGCUCAGAGAGCCCUGCGCUGCACCGGCAGCACCAGCAGCAGCGCCAGCUUUCUCAGCACGGCCACCGAGGACGACCCGCUCUACCAGACCUGCCUGUACCAGGCGGACGGCAGCGUGGACUCCGACAAGAAGAAGGAGAAGACGAGGCAGCAGCGCAUCCGACCCGCCAGCGAGCUCUUCACCGCGGCCAAGACGCAGCUGACCCGCAGCGCCAGCACCCGCAGCUACAUGAGGGGCUCUUCGUCGGCCCCCUCGGGGGAGAAGCAGGGAGGAUUCAACUCGCUGCAGAGGAAGCCCAAACAGAAAAGCUUCCGCAGGCGCCUCCUCAAAUUCAUCCCGGGUUUGAACCGGCCGCUGGAGGAGGAGGAGAGCAAACUGUGAGCAGCAGAGACUGAAAGCACCGCUGUCGGACUAAAGGAGCACAGAGAAGGCGUCUGCAGCUGGACAGAACUUUAAGUUAUUUAAUUUAUUCUUCUUUAUGUACAGAAUGAAGGAUUUUCCCGUUUCUUCUGCAUGCACCAACUUUUAUUUACAGUAAAUUAGGGGUUGUGAUUGUUUCAACAUUUUGUACGUUAUAUCUUUAUAUCUUUAGAGGAUUCACAGUUUCCUAAAAAUAAAAAAGUGAUUUUCA